ACUUUUGCUCCGUUGUCUCUGGUCGGUUCUCAUUUGAAGAGGGCUUUGCGGGUCGGGACUGUCAUGGGAGUCUUCCUCCUCCUGGCGGAUGGAUAUCUAGGACCGGCUCGGCGUCUCGGCGGUGGCAACACCCGCUGCUGAAGCUGGUUGACACGGACGGCUCCCUUGAAUUCAUGCCGCGGGUGUAAUGCUGCCGCUCGGGUGUCCGGGUUUGUUUUGCUACGCCGCUAGCUAGCCGUUGCUAGCUAAUAGCGCUAAUCUAAAACAUUUAAAGACAGCGUAAACUGUUGAGUUUGAAAAUAAACUUGCAACAUAAAUCGGAUUAUGGACGUGCUGUGACCCCCCCCCCCAAUCAUCAUCAUCAUCAUCAUCAUCAUCAUCAUCAUCAUGUAUUUGCGGUCAGUUUUGCCAAGUAACGGAACAAGCGGCUUCGGAGUGACCGAUCGGAGCUAGCCUGCUAGCUUGCUACUGGUCUGACAGCGUUGAUCCGCCGAUCGGCUCCACGGGGACAACUUCGUCCGGCAUCGAGUUGCUUUGGGACCGGGUGACAUUUUCCAGCAGCGAUGGCUAAUGUUACGGACCUGCAGACAAAAUACAGCAAGCUGGCGCAGGAGUACUCCAAGCUCCGUGCCCAGAACCAGGUGCUGAAGAAGGCCGUCGUGGACGAGCAGGCCAGCUCUGCUUCUCUGAAGGAGCAGCUGAAGCAGAGGGACCAGAGCCUGAGGAAGCAGGAGCAGGAGAUGGACAGCCUCAGCUUCAGGAACCAGCAGCUGGCCAAGAGGGUGGAGCUGCUGCAGGAGGAGCUCGCCGCUAGUGAGGUCAGGAGCAAAAAGGGCAAGGGUAAAGGGGACUCUCCCUCGCAGCAGAACCUACAGACUCAAAGCGUUUUCGACGAGGAUCUGCAAAAAAAGAUCGAAGAAAACGAGCGGCUACAUAUACAAUUUUAUGAAGCAGAUGAGCAGCACAGAAAGAAGGAGGCUGAGCUGAGGGCCCGGCUGGAGAAGCUGGAGGGAGACGCCGAGGAGCACCAGGCUGUCGUCGACGGACUCACGACAAAGUAUGUGGAAACGAUCGAGCGACUGCAGAGCGACAAGGCCCGUUUAGAGGUGAAAACACAAACUCUGGAGCGGGAGGCCAAAGAGUGUCGGGUGCGAACAGAAGAGUGCCAGCAGCAGCUGAGACGGUGCCAGUCGGAGCUGAGCAGGCAGGUGAAGCAGAGCAGCAGCGUCAUUCAGGAGAAAGUGCCCUUUAACGACACCAAGUUCAGCGACUACAACAGCCUGAACGUGCCAUCCCACAACCGGCGGCACCAGCUUAAGGCCCGGGACGUGACGAGCCAGGCCCUGAGCUUCAUCCAGGACCUGGUGGCUGCUCUGCUCAACUUCCACACCUACACCGAGCAGCGGGUUCACAUCUAUCCCCUGGACUCCUCCAUCGAGCCCAUUUCUCCUCUCAACCAGAAGUUUUCUCAGUAUCUCCACGAGAACGCGGCCUAUGUGCGCCCCCUGGAGGACAGCUUUCUGCAGUUAUACCAAAGCAUCACAGAAGACACCGUCACAGUGCUGGAGACCGUGGUCACGCUGAGGAAUUUCGCUGAGAAUUUCUCCUCCUACGCCCACUUUCUGCAAAAGAUUCUUCCCUACCAGCUGAAAAGCUUGGAAGAAGAGUGCAAGGCGCCUCUGUGCACCGCUGCCCUGACGGCGAAAAACCGGGAGUUGCAGAACGACAUGAAGAAAGUGACCACCGCGUUUGAGAAGAUGCAGAACUACGUUCGCCUUUUGGCCUUACCCAGCGUCCGGCAGGAUGCCGUGCCACACAGCAGCACCUCCGCUGUCUUCACCCAGCUGGCUGCCAACCUACACGGUCUUCAUGACGCCAUUAAAGAGAUGUCAAAACAUUACAACCAGAAGGCAGGCAUUGAGCAGGAGCUCCCCACAGUCACACAAAAGCUCUGUACCACCACAGAGUGCCUCCUCGGAUCUUUGGGCUCGCUGACCAGCGUCACCGGCAAGAUCGCCACUUUCUUCAGCAACAACUUGGACUUCUUCACAUCUCCAGGCUACUGUCCGAGAGGAGGAGCAGUGAGCCUCAACCCUCUACAGGCAGAGAGCAUGCUGGCCAACAAAAAGAAAGCAGCUGCCUAUAUCCAGGCCAUCAAAACGGCGAGACCACAGUCAGUCCCAUACAGGGAAGCCCUGUCAAACCGUCGUAUUCUCACCAGCUCCACUGAGAGCAGAGAGGGCCUCACCCAGCAGGUGCAGCAGAGCCUGGAGAAGAUCGGCCGGCUGGAGCAGGAGAAGGAGCACUGGCUCCUGGAGGCCCAGCUGGGGAAGGUGCGGCUGGAGAAGGAGAACCAGCGCAUAGCCGACCUGGAAGCACAGCUUGCAGCGGCCCUGGGGGGAAGCCUGAGCUCCCAGGCAGCCGCAGACGGCCGGCUCACGCAGAGCCAGGAGGAAGCGGAGACGCCGCAGAGAGCCACGGGGAAAGAGGCGACGCUGUGCACCAGCUUGGUUGGCAUGUUGUGCACAACACCUACAAACGAGCACGUGGGAGACGAGGAGUCCCGCGAACAGCUGAUAAAGACCCACUAUAUGGCCAGAGUGGGAGAGCUCACCACCCAGCUCCAGAUUUCAGACAGCAAAGCCGUGCACUUUCACUCAGAGUGUCGCGCUUUGGCAAAGAGAUUAACCAUCGCAGAGAAAGCGCGGGAGACUCUGAGCGAAGAGGUCAAGCGGGCUAAUGAGAACAUCACACGGUUGCAGGACGAGCUGACGACAACCAAGAGGAGCUACGAGGACCAGCUCAGCAUGAUGAGCGACCAUUUAUGUAGCAUGAACGAGACCUUGAGCAAGCAGAGGGAGGAAAUCGACACACUCAAGCUGGGUGGCAAGGCCAAUGCGAAAAAGAACAAGAGCCGUUAAAGCUGGCCCUAAAUCUUCAUCAUGUGAGGAGGGUUUCAGCGCUGCACAGCUUCUUUGUACCGACGCCGUCUCCGACCUUCAGGAUCGCCGCGCGAGCCUCAAACUCUUGGCGGAUCAGAGGCUCAAACAUGUUUGACAGAAGCUCUGUUUUUUUUUUUUUCCUGUUCUCUUGUCGCAUCAGCUUUUUUUUUUUAAAUGAUUAUGUUUAUCUAGAAAUGUUUUGUCUGACCUUUUUUGGUCAAAGCGCAGUCAAAGAGGAACAAAAGGAGGAUAGAAGAAAAAAAAAAAAACAGCCAGUGGACGUUUGAAUGCUCGCUAAAGUCAAGACUUGAAGACCAAACCCUGUUAAUGUGUGUAAUUUUCUGACUAAGUGUGUGUGAGUGAGAGAGAAAAUGAAGUCGUGCACUCUUUGCUGCUUCUCUAUAAGUAGGUUAACAGAGUAAAUGUCGCCGUGGUCGUACGUUAGCGGGGCGUUGCCUCAUAAAGUGACCAUGACACUGAGUUUUACUACACGAGAGUGUCGUUUUACAACGAAAGGGCUCAAAUCCUAUUGGAUCUGAGCUUAUUUGUGCAGGUGGUAACUGUGUAAAUGUACCCCUCUCUAACACGGAUGAUGCAGCAAGCUUUUCAAAUAUGAUCAGAUAGCUAACAGAUGCACUUGAACUCAUUGACCUUCCCAGAAACAUUUUCAUUUUCAGUCCCCUGGAAGUGGAUUAAAGAAAAGGUUUGAGAUUUUCAGCACUGAUUCACUCUGUUUACCUUCAUGGACAAGUUGAAGCUCGUAAAGUUGUCUGUGUCGAAGAAGUUUAUCUGUUAACAAUAGCAGUUUUUUUUUUUUUUUUAAAUCAUCACCAAAGGAAAUGUGGAUGCAGAGUUAAAGCUCCUCACAAUAAUCUUAAGAUGCAAGAAUAAUCGUCAAUCUUGUGAAUUUGAGAAAUCAUGUAAUUAAAAUUGUGUUUCUUAAACUUAUCCACAAAAAUAUGCAUCUAUUCAAAAGUUACAAAUCUUUAUUUUACCCAGAUUUUUAUUUUAUACAGAUUCUGCAGCUGUUCUUUUUUUUUUCUUUUCUUAAUUUAGUAGCUUUCUAUGUGAACGGGAUGCGUCGUAUACAGAUCGACCAACACUGUAAACACUGAUUAGAUGGUUUGUGAACCACAGCAGACCUUCUUUUUUUUUUUUUUCUUUCUGUCAUGUAGUGAUGUGAGAUGAAUAAAAUAAAAGCACUGCUCCAGAGACGUUUGUUCAAGACUGAAAUUUGAUCACAAAGACUUGCCAACACCCUUUAAACCCACGGGGGUUAAAACAAAAAAAAACAACAAAUCUGUAUUUCACUAUGUAAACCUGUUUAAAAAGCACAUGUUUGAAUCGAAAUAAAAAAGACCUAAGACUGAAGUGUCAGAUUAA
Messenger RNA from Fundulus heteroclitus (mummichog), 4325 nucleotides. It is a transcript of the gene ppp1r21, whose product is annotated as protein phosphatase 1, regulatory subunit 21. The transcript has 22 exons. Gene Ontology annotation, cellular component: membrane; early endosome. Bases 564 to 2921 code for a protein of 785 amino acids. The record is from RefSeq and is a predicted model, not a curated record. NCBI's taxonomy places the organism in Eukaryota, Metazoa, Chordata, Actinopteri, Cyprinodontiformes, Fundulidae.